Messenger RNA from Cyclopterus lumpus (lumpfish), 915 nucleotides. Its product is annotated as olfactory receptor 2T27-like. The record is from RefSeq and is a predicted model, not a curated record. The coding region runs from base 1 to 915 and encodes 304 amino acids. Gene Ontology annotation, biological process: G protein-coupled receptor signaling pathway. Gene Ontology annotation, cellular component: membrane. The transcript has a single exon. Gene Ontology annotation, molecular function: olfactory receptor activity; G protein-coupled receptor activity. Lineage: Eukaryota; Metazoa; Chordata; Actinopteri; Perciformes; Cyclopteridae.
AUGGAUGAUGCAUUUAAUGUAACAUUUAUAACUCUUGGUGGGUAUGCUGAAAUGGGCAAAUACAGGUUUCUUUAUUUUGUUAUUAUGUUUACAGUAUAUAUUCUAACAAUCUGCUUUAAUUGCACCAUCCUGUACCUCAUUUCGAUACACAAGAACCUCCACGAGCCGAUGUACAUUUUCAUUGCAGCUUUGCUCCUGAACUCUAUUGUUUACAACUCUGCUAUGUACCCAAAGUUGUUAAGUGACUUUUUAUCUGACAGACCGAUGAUCUCAUAUUCAACAUGUCUCUUUCAGUAUUUUGUAUUUUACACCUUGAGCGCUUCAGAUUUCUUCCUGUUGGCCGCCAUGUCUUAUGACAGGUAUGUGGCUAUAUGUAAACCUCUGCGAUAUCCGACCAUCAUGAGGAAGAGCACAGUGAGGUUUAUUCUGGUUCUGGCUUGGCUCGUGCCUGCUUGUGAGAUGGCCAUCUCGGUGACACUGGUGACCAUGUCGAAGCUCUGUCAUUUGACUUUAAGAGCAGCGUUUUGUAACAACUCCGUGUACAAACUGUUCUGUGAGAGUUCAGCAGCUUUGGCUGUAUUUGAUGUGCUUGCGCUGCUGAACAUGGCCCUUUUCCCUUUGCUCUUCAUCCUGUUUACAUAUACCAGAAUACUGAUAGUAUCCUAUCGAAGUGGUAGAAAUGUCAGGACAAAAGCUGCACAGACCUGUUUACCCCACCUGUUAGUUUUAUUCUGCUUUUCAUCUUUGUGUGCGUAUGAUAUCAUUGUAAUUCAAUUGGGAUAUAAUGUACAUGCCAUGAUGACUUUACAAGCGUUUUUCUAUUUUCCUCUAUUGAAUCCAGUUAUAUAUGGACUGAAAGUGAAAGAAAUCUCUAAACACCUGAAGAAGUUGUUCUUUCAAGCCAAAGUGAAGUAA